Messenger RNA from Erinaceus europaeus (western European hedgehog), 4575 nucleotides. It is a transcript of the gene LSAMP, whose product is annotated as limbic system associated membrane protein. Gene Ontology annotation, biological process: homophilic cell-cell adhesion. NCBI's taxonomy places the organism in Eukaryota, Metazoa, Chordata, Mammalia, Eulipotyphla, Erinaceidae. The record is from RefSeq and is a predicted model, not a curated record. The coding region runs from base 592 to 1677 and encodes 361 amino acids. The transcript has 9 exons. Gene Ontology annotation, cellular component: neuron projection; plasma membrane.
AGAAAUCAGAACGGGAGGAGGGGGAGAAAGAGAGGGAGAGACUGUGGGCUGCUGCCUCUGCUGUGUGGGUUUCUUUACUCUCUCCCUGGCAGGCUGGGUGCCGGCUUUCCCUCGCCUGCCCUCCCGCCCGCUGCUGCCUGGGAAAGUGGGUUACGGAGCUCAGUUCAGACACUGGCAAAGGAGCAUCCAGCCACAGAAACCAGAGAAGAGCACCUUCCUCUUGCAGCCGUCUGAAGCUCAUUUUUUUCAAGAGGGUUUUAUAUUUGUACUCUCUUUCAAAAUUUUUUUCCUUGACUUCCUCCACCUCUUCUGCUUUUUUUUUUUUUUUUUUUUUAAGGCUUUGUCAAGUCUGAGAGGGGUGAAAAGACUGAGCCAGGGAAAGAGAGAGGCAAAGUGAAAAGGACCCCAAACUGGCAAACCUCGCUCUGCCUUUGCUGUGGAUAAAAAUCCUCUGUUUGUAAAACCUUCUCCGUGCGAGCUGUACACACACACGCACACGCACACGCAUACGUACACGCACACACACAAACACACACACACACCCUCCAGAGUCCCUGCAAGCGACCCGCAUCUCAUCUCCGCGUGGCCACCAUGGUCGGCAGAGUUCAGCCUGAUCGGAAACAGUUGCCGCUGGUCCUACUGAGAUUGCUCUGCCUUCUUCCCACAGGACUGCCUGUUCGCAGUGUGGAUUUUAACCGAGGCACGGACAACAUCACCGUGAGACAGGGGGACACGGCCAUCCUCAGGUGUGUUGUAGAAGACAAGAACUCAAAGGUGGCCUGGUUGAAUCGUUCUGGCAUCAUCUUUGCUGGGCACGACAAGUGGUCUCUGGAUCCUCGAGUUGAGCUGGAGAAACGUCAUUCUCUGGAAUACAGCCUCCGAAUCCAGAAGGUGGAUGUCUAUGAUGAGGGCUCCUACACUUGCUCAGUUCAGACACAGCAUGAGCCCAAGACCUCCCAAGUUUACUUGAUUGUGCAAGUUCCACCAAAGAUCUCCAACAUCUCCUCAGAUGUCACUGUGAAUGAAGGCAGCAAUGUGACCCUGGUAUGCAUGGCUAAUGGCCGUCCUGAACCUGUUAUCACCUGGAGACACCUUACACCAACAGGAAGAGAAUUUGAAGGAGAAGAAGAAUAUCUAGAGAUCCUCGGCAUCACCAGGGAGCAAUCAGGCAAAUAUGAGUGCAAAGCGGCCAAUGAAGUCUCCUCAGCGGAUGUCAAACAAGUCAAGGUCACUGUGAACUAUCCUCCCACUAUCACUGAAUCCAAGAGUAAUGAAGCCACCACUGGGCGACAAGCUUCACUCAAAUGUGAGGCCUCAGCAGUGCCUGCCCCUGACUUUGAGUGGUACCGUGAUGACACUAGGAUAAACAGUGCCAAUGGCCUUGAGAUUAAGAGCACGGAGGGCCAGUCUUCCCUAACGGUGACCAAUGUCACUGAAGAGCACUAUGGCAACUAUACCUGCGUGGCUGCCAACAAGCUGGGGGUCACCAAUGCCAGCCUAGUCCUUUUCAAGCGUGUUUUACCCACAAUCCCCCACCCCAUUCAAGAAAUUGGCACCACCGUGCACUUCAAGCAGAAAGGACCUGGAUCGGUGAGAGGGAUAAAUGGAUCCAUCAGUCUGGCCGUACCACUGUGGCUGCUGGCAGCAUCUCUGCUCUGCCUUCUCAGCAAAUGUUAAUAGAAUAAAAUUUUAAAAGAAUUUUAAACACACACAAAAUGCGUCACACAGGAUACAGAGAGAUUAAGAGAGCGAGAUGGGGGAGAGUGCUUAUUUCACAACUUUGUUUAUAAAUGAAGGGGAGGAUAAGAGAAAGAAAAGUGGAGAAAAAUCCAACUUGUAAAACACUUUUAAAUCCCAUCAAAAAUUUUUGAGUUUAAUUCAGGGUGGAAAAAGUUCUACCAGAGUAUUUGUGUAACUAAGCAAAAAUAUGCUUUGUAAAGACUACACCAUGCUAAGAAUAUCCAGAUGUUGUAUAAAUAAGACAAAUCAAGAGCUACUGGUUGGAUAUUGACCACUCCCCCCCCCCCACACACACACACACUUUAUCCUUCCUUCAUCUUUUUUUCAUCUGUGGGGAAAGAAAAAUAAGGUCUUGCCUUUGGUUUUUUUAUUUCCAUCAUAUUUCUACUCUGAUUUUUUUUUUUCCAUUUGAGCUGACUUGCAGCCAUUCAGACUAUCAAUGGAAUCCAUGCAAGAGUCCUGAGUUGAAUCUUUAUCUGACUUUUUCUGCCUCCACUAUCUUUUCAACUUUUAAGAUGGCCUCCUCCCCUCCCGGUGUGUUCUAGCUCCCUCACACCCAUCCUUGAUGUUCCGUUUCUCUCCCUCCACCACUGCAACUUCUCUUCACCCCCACCACCGCACUGAGCACUAGUCAUGCCGCAAAUGCUAGGAAGUGCCAUUUUAAUUUUCUCCACUGUGUGCGCGUGCUGUCUCUCGCUCUCACGUGGGUGUACAUGUGUGUGAGCGUGUGUGUCUCUCUCUCUAAAGCAUGCCAAGGGAAUGGUCCAUGUGUACAUAGACUCAUUGUGCUGUAGAUACUGUCCCGCAUUGUAAUUGUGAGAUGCGGCUGUGACAAGUUGCUGGGGAAGAUGGUGGGGAAGGAGGCAAGGAGCAGAGUCCCUCCCUCAUCCAUGGCUGUCACAUGACAUCGAUAUGUAUUCAAACCAAGUGAUGCCCCUUUCUAAGGGCAGAACCUCAUAUUCCUCCUAGUCCAAUCAUCUGAACCCAGUGGAGAAUCACUCAGAAUAUCACUGUAAAUGAAAGUGCCUACUAUUGAUGGGGUGAGGAAAGAGUAGAACAAAUCAGUGACGUGGAUGAGGUGACCUAGGAGAGAAAGUUUCUAAUUUCAUUCUUGUUUUCAAAGGGAUUCAUAUAGUUCCUGGCUUUUUGCAGGCUUGGUCCUGCUCUGCUGCCAGAAUGAGUAGCAUAUGUUGAGUAAACUCCCCAGAAGCAGGAAAAUCUCCAAGUGUCAAUUCCCAAUAAAGGGAUGUUGAGUCACAUGGAGAUGUCAAGCACCCCAGUUUUGUCCCCCUCCCCAGUCUCAUAUAACACUGAAUUUGCUCCUUGGAUUCCCUUGAGCAGAGAUGGUUUCCUAUUUCAGAUAAAAUACUGUGGCAGUGAGAAAGAAAGAAAAGGUAAACAGCUGCCUCAGCCCCUACUCAUAUUGUAGAGAUACUGUCAGAGCUCUAGUACAAAGCAUUGGCCACAACAAAAUGGAAUCCACUUCUUGUGCUCCUCUGCAGAUUUUUGUCCUACUGUUCUAGGCUAAGAUUUGAUUUGGUUGCCAGCAUCAUCUCCUUUCUGUUCUAUUGAUGUCAUUUGCAGAAACUUUUGUUCAUAGGAUUUCAUUAUUAUAGACCAGGCUAUUAGGAAUGACAUUUUUACCUUCCUUUCUUGGUUUUGGUUUCUAGUCUCCUGAAAAUACUCACUGGGUGAUAUGGAGUUGAAGUCUAUAUCUACAAGAAUCAGCUUGAUAGUAACUCUGAAAUGUGAGCUGGUUCCUUAGCCAGAAAAGCUGAGAAACUUGUGUUAGACUAGCAGAAAUUAUAUCCAUACCAUAGAGCUUGGUGUCAUCACAGCAUCAAAAAGAUUUCUGUAGAAAAGACUAUGAAGAAAGAGUUGCCCCUCUUUCUGUAGAGAGCUUUCUCAGGAAACCAACCAUUGUUUUCACCAAGACUGUAAGAGACAUUAUAAAUGGCUCGAUUUAUUAAAGGACUAGAGAUUAUCAUUGAGAUUAAAACUGAAUGUUUCAGUAGAGCAAAAUAUAUGGUGUCACACCAAGCAUGCAAUCUGGAAUAGGGCCGCCACAAAAUAUGAAACAAUGAACUUCUAAACUGCAAAUUGAAAAAGCAAGGAAGAGAAAAAUCAAGGGGAAAAGAGAAAGAGAAAGAAAGAACUGAAGUUCCCCUUGAUAGAUUUUAUUAAUUAAAGGCUUUAUGCAAUGUGUCAGAUCUUUGAUGCUAAUGAGAUUCUUGAAAAGCAGUAAUUUUAAUCUCUCCUAGGAAAAUAUUUUCGCUUAGAAGCUUAUCAUCAGCCUUCUUUAUUAUGUACAGUUUAGACAUGAGACAGAAGGGCAGGACUUGAGCAUGGAUAAGAAUAUUUGUGUCAGGACCUUGCAUAAGAAAGAAAGUAUUAUUUAAGAAGGUGGUGUCUAAAAAUAUUGGGAAGGUAGUAUAGAGCCAUAAUUCUUUGCAGCACCAAUUUAUUGACAAUCAAGAGUUUCAUUGACAGUUUGGUCUCCUUAGUAAAGAAAGAAAAAACUUAUCCCUGAUAAUGAAUAUUUCCUAAAUACUGAAAAUUCAGCCAAGUCUCUAAAUGGAAGCUUUUUUAAAGACAUAUAGGAGAAAGUAAUAUCUAUUACUCAGAUUACUAUCAGUUUUAGAAACUUAUCCCUGUUGCAUGCCAGAUUCCAAUUAUAGAAUCAGUUUCUUAUUGUCUCCACAUAAGGAUAAGGUCUUACCUUUGUAGAAGGAUAUUCUCCACUCAAAGGAAUAUCAUUGCUGUGUCAGUACCACUUGUUCCCUGAGUUUUAAUAUAAUGGACCAUACAUUAAAGAUGAUUAAUCUUUGCAUUAAA